UCCCAGCACUGCAAAACUUUGCUUAAAUAGUGAGAUCUAUGCCGAGAAAGUUUGUAGUCAGUCAGCAACCAAAGCGACGUUAACAUAAAUAUACACGAAAUAAGAAAAAUAUAAGAACUCAGCAUAAAUAUGAGCAGCUCUAGAAUUUACGUCGGUGGAUUGCCGUUUGGAGUACGUGAAAAAGACUUAGAACGAUUCUUCAAAGGUUUCGGACGAACACGAGAUAUUUUGCUAAAGAAUGGUUAUGGCUUUGUAGAGUUCGAAGAUUCACGUGAUGCUGAUGAUGCUGUUUACGAGAUGAACGGCAAAGAAUUAAUGGGACGCAGAAUAGCAGUGGAACUGGCAAAAAGUACAGCACGCGGUAGUAAUCGUGAUCGAUAUGAUGGCGGCCGUCGUGGUGGACGUUAUAACGAAAGAGGUAGAAAUACACGUUUCGGUCCACCACAACGUACCGAAUAUCGUUUGAUUGUGGAAAAUUUAUCGAGUAGCGUGAGCUGGCAAGAUCUGAAGGAUUAUGUGCGAACAGCCGGCGAAGUGACCUACUGUGACGCACACAAACAGCGACGCAACGAAGGUGUUGUAGAGUUCGCUUCAUCAUCGGAUAUGCGGCGUGCCAUAGAGAAGUUGGAUGAUACCGAGUUAAAUGGUCGACGUAUACGUUUAAUUGAAGAUCGCCGUAACAGUCGAGGUGGCCGUGGCAGGUCGCGAUCACAUUCACGCUCUGUUUCACGUCGCCGAUCACGCUCCAAAUCUGCACGUUCGUCACGUUCACGCAGUCGUUCGAAAUCACGUUCAAAAUCGAAGUCACCAGUGAAAUCGCGUUCUCGUUCAUGUUCGCGUACAAAGAAAGCACGCGAACUAAACAAAUCGCGUUCACGCUCACGCUCGCCUAAGCGUUCACGCCGAGAUGCUUCACGGGAACGCUCCAAGUCACCACGCAAAUCACGUUCCAAACAUGAUUCGCGUUCACCAUCCAAAUCUCGUGUUGGCUCUCGCGAUCGUUCCAGAUCGCGCUCACCAUCCAAGUCACGCGGUGACUCUCGUAAGCGUGACCGUUCUCGUUCCAGAUCGCACCGUUCAUCGCGUUCACGGCGUGAUUCACGCUCACCAUCAUAUGAUGGUUCUCGCGAUCGUUCCAUUUCUCGCUCUCGCUCAGUUUCACCGAGAAAGGAUAAAGAUUCGCGCAACAGAGAUGAGAGUGUGGAUAACUAAGCAAAAUAUUAACAUCUUCAUUGGAGCCAUCCCGUACCUACUGACUACCAAAAUAUUUUAAUACAUACAUAUGAAUUUGAGAAUAAAUAAUAUUUGUAAUAAAAAAAUAAAAUAAAAAAUUUAAAAAAAAAUUAAAAAAUAAAAAAACAAUAAAAAAAAUAUUAAAAAUAAAUAAAUAAUUAAAAAAAGGAUUUUUUAAAUAUAUAAUAAAAACAACUUUAAUAUUUAAACUAACUGUAAGUUUGUAUUUCUUCGUUUAUGGGUCGUUUAGUUUUGCAAACAGAAUAUCUUGUGUUCUCUCAUUCCUUGUAUACUCUGACUAUUUGUAUUAGACGAAAUUCAGGCAUAAGUGGGAGCUAUUAAAAAGUAAGAGACACAGCACCACUUUUUUUUUUACUAAAAAUAAAUUUAAUAUGGGGAAGUUAAAUUAAAAAAUGCUAAAAACUAAACUAAGAAAUGAUGACAUGUGUUGACGACAUUUUUGGGAAGAAUUGCCACCAUUUUGCAAAAAAAUUAAGUCGUGAAAUUGACUUUAA
Bactrocera oleae (olive fruit fly) is the source of this 1748-nucleotide messenger RNA. RefSeq names its product serine-arginine protein 55. The record is from RefSeq and is a predicted model, not a curated record. NCBI's taxonomy places the organism in Eukaryota, Metazoa, Arthropoda, Insecta, Diptera, Tephritidae. Gene Ontology annotation, molecular function: RNA binding.